Zasmidium cellare ATCC 36951 is the source of this 834-nucleotide messenger RNA. RefSeq lists its product as uncharacterized. The record is from RefSeq and is a predicted model, not a curated record. Gene Ontology annotation, cellular component: cytoplasm. The transcript has 6 exons. Gene Ontology annotation, molecular function: oxidoreductase activity, acting on the CH-OH group of donors, NAD or NADP as acceptor. Bases 1 to 834 code for a protein of 277 amino acids. Lineage: Eukaryota; Fungi; Ascomycota; Dothideomycetes; Mycosphaerellales; Mycosphaerellaceae.
AUGGCAACACAAAAAACUGCUUAUGUGACUGGCGGCGCAAGUGGCAUUGGUCGGGCAGUAGUAGAGAUGCUCGUAAGAAGAGGAGUCCGAGUAGCCAUCGCCGACGUCAACCUACAAGGAGCGCAGUCUUUAGCCUCCACUCUCCAAGGCGCACUCGCCGUCGAGUUGAACGCCGCAGACUGGGACUCUCAACUGGCGGCCUUCAAGCAGAUUCUGCAACAGUUCGGUAGAAUCGACUAUGUCUAUGGCAUUGCCGGUGUUGGAGAGCGCACGUGGAUUCCAAACGAUCCGAAUGGUCUUGACUUUACGAAGCCGGAUUUGACAACCCUGGACAUCGAUCUGAACGGUGUGUUGUACACCUCGGCGCUCGCGAUCCAGCAGAUGAGACGACAAGAUCCUGAUGAGCGAGGUAUCAGGGGCAAAAUCACCGUGGUAGCCUCUGUGUGUGGAUUCUACUGUGUGCCAACACUGCCGAUAUACACAGCAGCAAAACACGGCGUCGUUGGUUUUGUCAGGUCCUUUGGCAAGCACCUGCCCACCGAUGGCAUCACUCUGAACGCGAUCUGUCCCGACGUCGUGCGCACGAACAUAUCCACCAGCGGAUUUUAUGAUGCCCUGGAGGAGCGCAAGCUGCUGGUAUCGAUGGAAUCUGUCAUGGAGGCUUUCGAGCGGUGCCUCGAUACCGAGAUCUCUGGUGAGACACUAGAGAUCGAGCCUAACAGUGGUAUCACGCAUCGUUCACCACCAGAGCCAAUCGACCAGGACGCUGCCGAGACCAUGAAGUUGCUGCAUCAGCGUGGAGCUUCGUAUCAUGCGCCCAACAAGUUCAAAUAG